This is a messenger RNA of Cylas formicarius (sweet potato weevil), 783 nucleotides long. RefSeq lists its product as uncharacterized. The transcript is spliced from 3 exons. Bases 31 to 741 code for a protein of 236 amino acids. The record is from RefSeq and is a predicted model, not a curated record. Gene Ontology annotation, molecular function: transmembrane monodehydroascorbate reductase activity. Lineage: Eukaryota; Metazoa; Arthropoda; Insecta; Coleoptera; Brentidae.
CUCGCCAAUAUCUACAACAACAAUAAUAAAAUGACGCUGUGGUUCGAGAAGAAGCCGCAAAAAUCUGAACCGGUCUCGUUGGUCCAAAGAAGUCUUUACGUUUGUAACAUCGUCUUCUACCAAAUCGUCGGGAUCAUCGGCGUGUUGUUUCUGUGGGUCUUUUUCAACAAUGCCAGCAAUUUUACGUCUCUGUUUUUGUGGCACGUGUCUCUGUCGACGGCUGCGUAUAUACCGUUAAUGGCUAUCGCAGUGAUCGUAUUCUCCGACUACAAUUUAUGGACUAUAAAUAUACCCCGUACUAAAAGGUACGUCAUUCACGGUGUCCUGUUUGGGUUUAGCGUGGCGGUUCUUACCGCCGGCAUUUUCAUCGAAACCCACAGGAAGAGGCAACAAUCGAACUCCACUCAUUUUAAGAGCUCCCACGCCAUUUUAGGGUUGGUGUCUUGGCUCUUGUGCGUCAUCUCGUUAUUUACGGGACUACUGGCAGCCAACACUUCAGCCUUACCCGGAUGGAUCAGGCCCGUAUUCAUAAAAUUCGUGCACAAUUUCUUCGGCUGCGCCGGUUACGUCAUCGGUAUCGCUAGUCUGUGGCUGAAAAUCGACUCCAACAUAUACUUUAGUUUUAUAUCGGAGAACGCACUAAGCGCCACCUACUGGCUGGUCGUCAUAAUCACCGUAUGGAGUUUACUGGCAGCAUUGAGAUCGAUGUUCGAUCAGCUUAAAACUUUGUUUUAUGUUUGAAACGUCGGGGUGUGGUACGAUACUCAGGAAACGUUUCGAAAA